Trichechus manatus latirostris (Florida manatee) is the source of this 893-nucleotide messenger RNA. RefSeq lists its product as uncharacterized. Gene Ontology annotation, biological process: immunoglobulin production; immune response. Lineage: Eukaryota; Metazoa; Chordata; Mammalia; Sirenia; Trichechidae. The transcript has 5 exons. The record is from RefSeq and is a predicted model, not a curated record.
CAGGCAGGGGCAGCAAGAUGGUGCCACAGACUCUGUUCCUCAUGUCCCUGUUGCUCUGGGCCUCUGGUGCGAGCGGGGACAUUGUGCUGACCCAGUCUCCAGCCUCUCUGGCUGCGUCUCCAGGAGAAACGGUCACCAUCAACUGCAAGUCCAGUCAGAGUGUGAGCAGCAGCUAUUUAAACUGGUAUCAGCAGAAAAAAAAACAGGCUCCUAAAUGGCUCAUGUCCUGGGCAUCCGACCAGGCAUCUGGGGUCCCUGACCAGUUCAGGGGCAGUGGGUCUGGGACAGACUUCACUCUCACCAUCAACAACCUCCAGGCUGAAGAUGUGGCAGAUUUUUACCGUCAAUAAUAUCAUAGCUAUCCUCUCACAGUGAUUCAACCUCGAUCAGCAGGUAGGAGCAGCAAGAUGGUGCCACAGACUCUGUUCCUCAUGUCCCUGUUGCUCUGGGCCUCUGGUGCCAGUGGGGGCAUUGUGCUGACCCAGUCUCCAGCCUCUCUGGCUGUGUCUCCAGGAGAAACGGCCACCAUCAACUGCAAGUCCAGCCAGAGUGUGAGCAAAUACUUAGCCUGGUACCAGCAGAAACCAGGACAGGCUCCUAAGCUGCUCAUCUACGGUGCAUCUAACCGGGCAUCUGGGGUCCCUGACCGGUUCAGUGGCAGUGGGUCUGGGACAGACUUCACUCUCACCAUCAGCAGCCUCCAGGCUGAAGACGCCGCAGUUUAUUAUUGUCAGCAGUAUUAUAGCUCUACUCCCACAGUGCUUCAGACUCAAACAAAAACCUCCUCCCCAGGGCUACAGGCCAGUGAGUCUUCACUACACCAGCUGCUUCCUUUCUGCUCAGCACUGAACGUGCACACUUCCUCUGUCUGUCCCAAAGGCCACAUCAGCUGA